Molecule: messenger RNA, 1387 nt
Organism: Ascoidea rubescens DSM 1968
Lineage: Eukaryota; Fungi; Ascomycota; Saccharomycetes; Ascoideales; Ascoideaceae
Gene: TSR3
Product: ribosome biogenesis protein TSR3
Exons: 1
Coding region: 465-1307 (280 amino acids)
Biological process (GO): maturation of SSU-rRNA
Molecular function (GO): rRNA small subunit aminocarboxypropyltransferase activity
Source: RefSeq, a predicted model, not a curated record
AUUUCUAUAACAUAAUAUAAGAAAACUACAAAACUGUGUUAACUUCUAAUUUGGGAUGGAUUCUAUGGAUAAUGAUCAUUAUAGACUCAAAAACAAGAUUUAAAAGUACAUAUUAAUGGAUUGGAAAUCAACGUUAAUUAAGCAUUUUAGCAAAACUAUCAUGAUGUGUACUGAGAGCUUUGAAAGAGCUCUGAAAGAAAAUAAUCAUGCAAUUUUGCUACCAUUAAUUAAAUAUUAUUAAGUCUUUGGCCUUUCAGCUCUAAUUUAUUUGUGGUUUGUCUCUGAAAGUUUGUUUGAAAAAGAGCACAAACACACCAAACAGAAUUUUUGGAAAUUUUAAUUACGGGGUUCGGUUUAAGUCACAUGCACAUGUUCGGAUCUGAACCAGCUUUUUGGAUGGAGGAUAAAAGUGGAAAAUUUGAUAGUAUUGAUGAGAUAACAGUGGUGUUGCUGAGGCAGUCGACAUGGCAAAGGGGAAAAAAAAAAGCAAAGAUGAUUCAAGAUCGGGCAGCAAGAAUAAAGGAAACAACUUCAAGCUGAAGGGACACCACAACAACAGCUCACACAAGAGCCAUACUCACAAAGCAGUCAAUAGUGACAUUCCUGUCAAUAUUGCAAUGUGGGAUUUCAACCAGUGUGAUCCCAAAAGAUGCUCUGGUAAGAAAUUGGAAAGAUUAGGGUUGAUCAGAAGUCUCAAAAUUGGACAAAGAUUCUCUGGGUUGGCCAUUUCCUCGAAUGGAAAAAAAUUGAUUUCAAAAGAGGACACAUUCAUCAUGCUUGAAAAGGGCAUUGCAGUUAUUGAGUGCUCAUGGGCAAAGAUUGAUGAGAUCCCCUUUAGCAGAUUCACAAGUAAUAAAAACGAAAGAUUGCUACCAUACCUAGUAGCUGCUAAUACAGUUAAUUAUGGAAAACCGUGGAAACUAAAUUGUGUGGAAGCAUUGGCUGCAGCUUUUGCAAUUUGCGAUCAAUUGCAGUAUGCAGAAAAAUUGUUGGAGAAUUUCUCGUAUGGUUUAAAUUUCUUGAAAAUAAAUGAAGAGCUAUUCGAUAUAUACAAAAAGUGCAACAAUAGCGAAGAAGUUGAGGCUGCUCAAAACGAGUGGCUAUUGAAAUUGCAGAUCGAGUACGAUGAAAGAAGAAACCUAGAAAAGGGCAUGGACAUUUGGGAACUAGGCAACACCAACCACCAAAAUGACGCUCUCUUGCUGAACAGCAGCAGUGAAGAAGACUCAGAAGAAGACUCAGAAGAAGCAGCAAAAGACGAUAAAGAUGAAUUGAAACCUUCUAUAAUAAUUAAUGGAACUUUAUGACACUAGAUACCUGUAGUAAACGGGAUAUCGGGAUAUUUUUCCAGAAACCGCGCACGGAUCACCUGCUGGAAUCGGGAGGU